Exophiala xenobiotica is the source of this 1592-nucleotide messenger RNA. RefSeq lists its product as uncharacterized. The record is from RefSeq and is a predicted model, not a curated record. The transcript has 3 exons. Gene Ontology annotation, molecular function: RNA binding. NCBI's taxonomy places the organism in Eukaryota, Fungi, Ascomycota, Eurotiomycetes, Chaetothyriales, Herpotrichiellaceae. The coding region runs from base 183 to 1172 and encodes 329 amino acids.
GUUCAGUUGUUACGUCUGGCCCUCACCUGCACCUUGCCUUCGUUUCAUAUAACCAUCCAGGCAUAACUUUUGGUAAUCCCUUACACUGACACCCACUGACUACCUUGCCGACUCAAUUCCCCUUGAUUAUUCCUAUCUCCAUACCAACUUCAUACUAUUCUACGUCUUCAACCACACCAAAAAUGUCUACCACAGUCCACGUCAAGGGCAUCUCUCACGAGACGACCGAGAAGGAGGUCAAGGAUUUUUUCAGCUUCUGCGGCAAGAUCAAUUCCAUCUCAGUCACCCCCGAAUCCGAUGCACCUGAUGCGCAAAAGUCGGCCACUGUGACUUUCGAGAAAGAAACCGCGGCCAAAACUGCUUUGCUUCUGGAUAACACCCAGUUGGGCAAAUCUCAAGUCCACGUUUCCACUGCAAGCACCCUCGAAGAUGUCGCUUCCAAGGCCGGUGCUGCCGUCUCCUCCUCGGUUCCAGAUGACCACAUUGCCCAAGAAGACAAGCCACGCACGAGAAUCGUCGCCGAAUACCUAGCUCAUGGCUAUAGCCUCUCAGACAAUGUCAUCAAUAAAGCGAUAGCGGUGGACAAAGAGCACGGAUUCAGCUCGAGAUUCACGACUGCGCUGUCAAGCUUCGACCAGAAGUACAAGGCAAGCGACAAGGCCAAGUCCGUGGACACAAAGUAUGGUGUCACAGAUAAGGCCAUGAGCGCUUGGAGUGGUCUGAACUCAUACUUCGAGAAGGCUAUGAACACACCUACUGGACAGAGAGUUCGACAAUACUACGUGCAAGGAGACAAGCAAGUCAGAGACGUUCACAAUGAAGCCAGAAGACUCGCAGAUCUCAAGGCCGGCAAGGCUCACGAACCCGAACCAGUUCCCGGCACAGACAAGACAGUCUGCAAGUGUGGCGGUGCCGAGGGUGUCUGUGGCUGUGCGCCAGGUCAUUGCAACUGCGCCAACUGUGCGAAGAGUGGUCAGGGUGAUAAUCAGCCAGAGCCAGUCAAAGGCACUGACAAGACCGUUUGCAAGUGCGGAGGCUCGGAAGGCUCAUGCCCUUGCCCAGCAGGCCACUGCGCUUGCGCUAGUUGCGGCAAGAGCAGCGAAGGUGCGACGACUGAAGCAAAGGAGGCUGCUCAAGCCAGCGGGCAACAAUUGCCAGCCGGAAGUGUCUAAGCAGCCAGUUCUGCACCACUCUUUUCAUGUUGAAAUGAAGGAAAGCAAGCGGCCUAGUUGAGACUCACUGCGGGAGAGGCAUGGAAUUUCGAGCGCUGAACCUUUCACGAGGCACGAGAGCUGAAGGAUUGUGACGUGCUUCUAGGUUAUGUAGUACUCUUCGAUUGCAUCAGUCUCAUUGCUUGAACAUUGUCCUGGAUGAUUUCCUGAGUAAUGCGCCAACCCCUGGUCUUGAGCUACGAAUUGCAGCUCUCUCCUUCUUGACUGCCGCAGUCCGCAUACUCCUCAGCUAUAAUCCAAGAUAUUGUGAAAUGGUUCUGCGAUUUAAGCUCAAGAUUCACAAUUUUGACUGAAUAAAUUGCCUUCCGAAGCUUCACAACCUUGCAUGCAGGUGCUCGUGGUGGAUCGUUUGCAGCCCUU